AUGAUUUAAUCGGUUGUGGGUUCCAGUCAAGAGGAAAAGCGAAAAUUUUUUGAAGUUUUCUGGGACAGCGGUGUCGCCCGUAUUGGCGACGAAGGCGCUGAAGGUUGGUCAAAUUCCAUCGAACGCAUAAAAGAAGGAAAAGUGACAACGGACAUUUCACUCUGUGAGAUAGAGCAAGCCGAAUACGAGAAAGCAGAAGCGGAAUUAUGCGAUAGGGUUGGCUCAAAAGGCUUGAAACUGCCGUAUCGCCUGGUGUGGAUUGAGAUUGAGAAACUGCGCAACGAAUAUCAAUGGAGGCCAAUUAGAGAUUUGGGCGCAACGUUUGAUGACAGAGAACGCGCUGUUACAUACCAGGAUAUUGAAGAUGUGUUGUAUACAUUCUCCAGGCCGGUCGCCAUCAAACUUCUCUUCAGUAUUCUGGAAGAGUUUGGCGCGAUUAUAUAUGGACAGGUUCGUGCUCAGUUUUAA
Messenger RNA from Gongylonema pulchrum, 468 nucleotides. The record is from the annotation of a GenBank genome assembly. NCBI's taxonomy places the organism in Eukaryota, Metazoa, Nematoda, Chromadorea, Rhabditida, Gongylonematidae.